CCGAAAAGCAUGGCGCUGGAAACAUGUAUUGCGUUUUUGUUAGCAGACAGCUAUGAUGUUGAAGAUUUCUUAUUUUUCAAGAAAAAUGCAAGUCGCAAACGUCGGAACGUAAGAAUGAUUCUGAAAACUGAACCAAGUGAUGAUCUGCAAAGAGAGGAUGACAAAAGAAAUGUUUUCAAUACCGUGCUGCAAAGCUUGACAAUAAAUGAUUUUAAGAGUCACUUUCAGCUGAUGCCAUCUCAAACUGAGGAGUUGGUACGGCUGCUUGCACCUUGUAAAUGGACUGCCAUUAGGCAAGAGGGAUGGACAGUGUGGCAUGCAGUGCUUGCUAGCCUGUGGGCUAUUUCUACCCAAGAGUCUUACCACAGUGUGGCAAACCGUUUCCACAUCACAGAGUCACUCAUUUGUGAUCAGCUGGAUGAGUUCUGUACCCUUGUUACCAGUAACUUGGCUAAUGAAAUUCACUGGCCGCACGGGGAGGAAGCAGAAAUGUCUGUGGUGGGGUUCCUUUCUACUGUGGGUUUACCAGAUACUCUUUGUGUAGUUGGAACGUGUUUCAUUCCUACUGAGAAACCUACAGAUGUGUCAGAUCCAGAGGUAUAUAGAGACGCAGAGGGGUCGUACUCUGUAAAACUCAUGGCUUUUUGCAACCACAUGGGUCGCUUUACCUAUGUGUCUGCAGAGCACCCUAGAAAUUGGCAUAACUCAAGAGUCCUGUCAGCCACGGAGGUUGGCAAGGCAUUGCGGGAAAACCCUGUGGCUCUGCUACAUGGCAAACACAUCAUUGGCAAUUCCACCUUCCCACUUUCAGAGCACUUUCUGACUCCGUUCCCUGAUUAUGCAACAUUAGGACAGAAAAAAGUAUGUUAUAACCAGAAGGUGCAGUCAUCUCUUGCAGUGGCACAUGGCUCCAUCCAUACUCUGAGAUCUUGUUUUCAGAGGCUCAGAUGUCUGCAGAAGCAUUCCGUUUGCCAAACCAGUUUAGCUGUGAAGACCUGCUGUAUUUUAUACAACAUGUUCCUAGAAACGUAUAAUGUUCUAGUGGACUGCAUUGGGGACGAUGUAACCCAAAAACCUUUCCAUGAACUACGCUACGGACACUCUGGAAGUCUUGGUGGAAUAUCUAAAAGACAAGACAUUGCAGCCUCACUUGGGCGAACCACUAAAAAAAGAAAAUGUAUGUACAAUUAGUGUUGAAAAGUAAUGUUGCAUAUGAUAAUGAAUACAACAUGUCGACAAA
Messenger RNA from Sinocyclocheilus grahami, 1240 nucleotides. RefSeq lists its product as uncharacterized. The coding region runs from base 10 to 1191 and encodes 393 amino acids. Lineage: Eukaryota; Metazoa; Chordata; Actinopteri; Cypriniformes; Cyprinidae. The transcript has 4 exons. The record is from RefSeq and is a predicted model, not a curated record.